This is a messenger RNA of Aquila chrysaetos chrysaetos, 4183 nucleotides long. RefSeq names its product WD repeat domain 6 (gene WDR6). The record is from RefSeq and is a predicted model, not a curated record. Gene Ontology annotation, biological process: tRNA methylation. NCBI's taxonomy places the organism in Eukaryota, Metazoa, Chordata, Aves, Accipitriformes, Accipitridae. Gene Ontology annotation, molecular function: protein binding. Gene Ontology annotation, cellular component: cytoplasm.
CGCGGUGUCCGGCCAAUGAGCGCGAGCGGCGGUGGCGGUGCCGCCGCCGCCGCCAAGAUGGAGUCGGUGGCGCUGGUGGCGCCGGUGACGGCGCUGGAGUUCGCGGGGGACGCGCUGCUGGCGGGCACGGGCCCGGAGGUGGUGGCGUUCCGGCUGAGCGGCGGCGGGCAGGCGGCGGCGGCGGCGGGGCGGCGGAGCGUGCUGCGUGAGGCCAGCGUGCAGGGGCUGCGGGCCGAGCCCGGCCCCGGCCCCGGCGGCGGGGCGGCGGUGCGGGUGGCGGCCUUCGGCGGGCGCUGGCUGGCGGUGCUGGCGGUGCGGCGCGGCGGGCCGGACGGCGGGCCGCGGCUGGCGGCCUGCGGCGGCGGGGCGGCGCGGGAGCUGGGGGCGCGGGUGUGGGAGGCGCGGUGGGCGGCGGGGCGGCUGGCGCUGGCGCUGGGCGGCGGGACCGUGGCGCUCUACGAGUGGCGGGGCGGCGGGCGCUGGCUGCGGCGGGCGAGCUGCGGGGCCGGGGCGCUGCGCUGCGCCGCGCUGGCGGGGAGGGCCUGGGCGCGGCUGGCGCUGGCGGCCGGCACGGCGGCGGGGACGGUGGCGGUGUGGCGGGCGGCGGAGGCGCGGGCCCCGCGGCGGAGGCUGCGCGGGCACCGGGGCGCCGUACUGGCGCUCUGCUACGCGGCGCCGCGGGGGCUGCUGGCCUCCGCCUCCGAGGACCGCAGCGUGCGGCUCUGGGCCGUGGGCGAGCUGGGCGACGGGGACGGCGGCUGCUGCCUGCUGGUGUGCUACGGCCACGGGGCGCGGGUGGCCGCCGUGGUGCUGCGGGGGCCGCGCCCGGUCAGCGCCGGGGAGGACGGCGCCUGCCUGGAGUGGGACGGCGGCGGCGGCGUGCGGCGGGCGCGGCGGGGGCACCGCGGGGCCCUGCGCGCCUUGGCCCUGCGUCCCGCCGGCGGCUGCCUCGCCACGGGCGGCGACGACGGCGGCGUCCGGCUCUGGCGGCCCGGGCGGGCGGCCCCGGCGGGCGGCGCUGGGGGCCCCGGAGCGGCCGCGGGCCGCGUGUGGCUGGGGCCGCGGGGGGGGGCGGGCGAGGCGGGCGGGCUGGCUGCCUACGAGGCGGCGGCGGGGCGCUGGGUGCCGGUGCUGCCCCCCGCCGCCGGCGGGGCCCGCGGGGCGCUGGCGGCCGCCCCCCUGCCCGGCGGGGACGAGGCGCUCUGCGCCCUGGCCGGCGGCGACGGGCGCCUCCUCCUCUUCGCCCUCAGCCGCCCCGGGGCCGCCGCCGGGCUGGGGCUGUUCGAGGGGCCCGUGCGCGGGCUGGGCUGGGCCCCCCGGCCCGGGCUGCCCCCCGGCGCCGCCGUCGCCCUCCUGGCCUCCGGCCCCGACGGGGAGAUGCUCUGGCUGGACGUCGCCCACCGGCCCGGGCAGGCGCCCCGGGCGCGGCUCACGGGACGGUACCUGCUGCCCCCCUGCAAGCAGCGCUGGCACACCUGCGCCGCCUUCCUGCCCCAGGGAGGGCUCCUGGUCUGCGGGGACCGCCGGGGCUCCCUCCUCCUCUUCCCUUGCGGCAGCUCCCCGGGGUGGGCCGCGGAAAGCGCCGGCGGCGAGGACUCCGGCAGCGGGUCAGAGCCCUCUCGCUUGUCGCAUAAAGAGGCUCUUCCCCUCGAGACCCCGCUGUCCGUGCUCUUCGGGCUCCACGGGAAGACGGGGGUUACCUCGGUGACCUGCCACGGGGACUACAUUUACAGCACCGGCCGGGACGGCUGCUACCGCCAGCUCCGCCUGCGGGGCCAGCAGCUGGAGGUCCUGCGCAAGCACCGGCCCUGCAAAGGGCUGCAGUGGAUCGAGGAGCUGCGCUUCGCCCCGGAUGGGGACCUCCUCGUGCUGGGCUUUCACGCCGACAACUUCGUGGUGUGGAGCAGCAGGACCGGCGAGAACCUCCACUGCGUCCCCUGCGGUGGGGGGCACCGCUCCUGGAGCUACUGCAGCAGCCCCUCGGCCGAGGCCUUCGCCUUCAUCAAGUGCGGGGACGUGAUGCUGUACCGCUGCGAGGCCGAGCCCCCUGAGCAGCAGGUGCUCCUGGCAUCCCUGCACGGGCGGGAGAUCGCCUGCGUGCGGCGCCUGGGGGCGGUGGAGGUGCCUGGCCGUGCCGCCCUUAACGUCUUCGUCACCGGCAGCGAGGACACCACGGCCUGCGUCCUGGCGCUCAGCGAGGGCUCCCGGGCGGCUGUGCCCCUCGCCCGGCUCAGCGACCACAUUUCCAGCGUGAGGGCGCUGGCGCUGGCCGGCCCCGCGGGACCUGGUGACGAGGGCUUCGGUGACGAGGGUUUGUCUGCCCUGCUCUUCUCUGCGGGUGGCCGGGCACAGAUCGAGUGCUACCGCCUGCUGUGUUCCAGGGACCCAGCCUCCGAGAGCGCUGUGGCCUGCCAGGUCAUCCAUGUGGCCUCCCACCGGCUGGACGAGCACUGGGAGCGGAAGAAGAACAGGCACAAGCUUGUCAAGAUGGACCCGGAGACGAGGUACAUGUCCCUCUCGGUCGUGCCUGGGACCAGCACCGAGCAGCUGCCGUUGCCCUGGAAGUUCCUGGCUGCUGCCUGCAGUGACGGAUCGGUCCGGGUCUUCGGGCUGCUGGAGGCCGCCCAGAAGCUGGUGCUGGUGGCGGAGUCGUUUCACCACCAGCGCUGUGUGCUGAAGGUGGAGGCAUUCCUGCACACGCGGGCAGGAGGGGAGAGGAGGCACCUCCUGUGCAGCGCAGCCACCGACGGCAGCGUUGCCUUCUGGGACAUCACCGGCCCCGUUGCGGACGCGGCGGACGCCCUGUGCCGAGAGGAGGGAGAGGUGCAGCCCCUGGCCCUGGGCGCCCCGCUGCUCACCGUCAUGGCCCACAGCUGCGGCGUGAACAGCCUCCACGUCCACGAGACGCCGGAGGGACAGUACCUGGUGGCCAGCGGCAGCGAUGACGGCUCCGUCCACCUCUGCCUGCUGGAGGUAGCCCCGGGCGGGGGCGAGACCGUGGCGGGGACCUGCCUGCGCGUCCUGGAGCGGGUGGCCAGGCCCUGCGCCCACGCCGCCCACGUGACGGGAAUCCGGGUGCUGCGGCCGGACCUGCUGCUCUCCGCCUCGGUGGACCAGCGCCUGACGCUGUGGCGCCGGGGCCCGGGCGGGCUGGACGCGCUCAGCACCACCUUCUUCCACGUGCCCGACCUGGCCGAGCUGGACUGCUGGGAGGUGGCGGAGGCCGGCGGGGAGCUGCGGUACUACUGCGUGCUCUGCGGGCAGGGCCUGGAGAUGCUGCACGGCGCGGCUCCCCCCGAGCCCCCUCCGCCGGAGGCUCACCAGUAACGGGGCAAGCGUGCUGUACACGCCGCUCUCUGCCCGCCUGGGGAGGGCACGCGGCACUUGUGUUCUGCCCAUCACAGCCUGCGUGCCGAUGUGUCCCCUCUUAAGGGGACGGGCGUGCCUGGCUCCUUCAGGGACAGCACAGCCACAUCGGGGGUGCUCGAGUCUGGUGGUCUCAGGGGAGAAGGCAGAUGUGACCCCUCCUGGAUAAGCCUGCAGUUCCCCAGGCAGUAAAGGAGGAGUGGGGUCUUCAGCCCACCCUGCCCAGGAGGAGUUCCUCCUCCCUGAGGUGUGAAGGACCCAUGUCCAGGCUUUCCAGCCCUGAUCCCAGAGAGGAACCUGCUCGGGAGGGUGCUGAGCACCGUGCCCAGCCCUGGGAGUUUGAGGGCAGCAGGAGGCCAAGACCAGUCAGGCACUGGUGUAGUGCGUGGCAAGCUGCAGCCUCAUGUUCCCUGGGACAGGGCCCUGCGUAACAGCCCUGACCCUGCAGUGCUGGGAACUGUGCUGAAAUAAGCAGGGGCACCGAUCCUCCGUAGCAGCACCCUGCAGGGCAAGGGGCAGCAGCCCAAGCCGUCCCCCCACCUCAGAGCAGCCCUUCAGCGCUGCCUCGAGCUGUUCCUGCGCAGCAGCACGCCCCGGCACCAUCAAAGCACAGGGAAGGACAAGAAGCUGCACGUGGCCCCAGCCCUGCAUGGGGCAAGGUGCUCUGCUGGGGUCAGACAUACUCAGCAUUUGUCCAGCAACAAGUGUAUUGGACCCCGGUAUCGGGGCCUGGCCCAGGGGCCAACAGGAACCUUGAGUCUCAGGAGCUCCCUGCCAGCAUGGAGCAACCUUCAAUAAAUGGCUUUGAGGGAAGCGA